AUGGGGCUAAGGAUGGUGAUGGGGGUGGUCGGCGACGUGUUUGCUGGGGCUCGAUUCUUGGUACCGAUGAUCACGUUUUGGGACAUUUUCAAAAAGAAGGAGGUGGGCCAGCGCUCCGUGAUACCGUACGGUUUGACAUGGUGUAACUGCGUAGCGUGGAUACUAUACAGCUUGCCCAUGAGCAGUUGGCUCGUCGCCGGCGUCAACCUGGGCGGGUUGCUUAUUGUCCCUGUCUACUUCUUCAUCUACUUCUACUACUCCGCAGGCCAGGCGCGGUCCACCAGCUGGUGGGUCCUGGCAUAUCAGGUUUUUUGGGAUCUACUUCUGGUCAUCGUUCACUUCACCUUGUUCAACGGACAAGACCACGAGCGUGAGGUUACUUUUGGAUUCCUCGGCGCGCUGACUGCUUCAGCUAUGUACCUGUCGGCCUUCAUCGAUAUGUACACGGUGUUCUGGACCGAGGACGUGAAGAACAUGAGCCUUCUUUUUGUUUUGGUCUCCCUUUGCAACUCUGUUGCAUGGACCGUGUACGCUUCCGUCAACAACGACUCUGUCAACACCGAUGUGUACAUCCUGGUUCCAAACAGCAUUGGGAUCGUGGUCACUGUAAUUCAGGUUGUGGUCUGGGUGUUCAUCAACUACAAGGCCAAGCGGGCGGCAGAGGCGCCCCAUGCGGAGGCACCACCGGCUGAGGACAUCGAGCUUCCCGUUGUCUGA
Molecule: messenger RNA, 717 nt
Organism: Brachypodium distachyon (stiff brome)
Lineage: Eukaryota; Viridiplantae; Streptophyta; Magnoliopsida; Poales; Poaceae
Product: bidirectional sugar transporter SWEET6b-like
Exons: 4
Coding region: 1-717 (238 amino acids)
Biological process (GO): carbohydrate transport
Cellular component (GO): membrane
Molecular function (GO): sugar transmembrane transporter activity
Source: RefSeq, a predicted model, not a curated record